GGGGCGGGCGGAGCGAGCGGCGGGCGGAGCGAGCGGUGGGAGGCGCGCGAGCGGGCGGCGGGCAGCGUCUCCGCCGGCAUCUGCGCGGCCGUCUCUGCUCGGAGCCCGGGGACCGAGCGCCGGACCCGCCGCCUGGCGCACCGACGCGGAGCUCCGGCUUUGUGCUCCGUGCCGGUUCGACGAGGCUUCCCGGAGGCUGCGGCCACCGCGCCCCGGCGGCCUCGGAGGCCCGCGGCUGGAGGUGCCGGAGCUGCUCGGUCCGCGCGGCUGAGCCCCGCGUGCCCCACUGCUCGCCGGGCUGCUCCGAGCCUGGGUGCUCCGGGGCUCCAAACUCGGGCUGGCGGGGCAAGUGUCUUCAUGAACCCAGAGGAUGUCCGGGAAGCACUACAAGGGUCCUGAAGUCAGUUGUUGCAUCAAAUACUUCAUUUUUGGCUUCAAUGUCAUAUUUUGGUUUUUGGGAAUAACGUUUCUUGGAAUCGGACUGUGGGCGUGGAAUGAAAAAGGUGUCCUCUCCAACAUCUCGUCCAUCACCGACCUUGGUGGCUUUGACCCAGUGUGGCUUUUCCUUGUGGUGGGAGGAGUGAUGUUCAUUCUGGGGUUUGCAGGGUGCAUCGGAGCACUUCGGGAAAACACCUUCCUUCUCAAGUUUUUUUCUGUGUUCCUGGGGAUUAUUUUCUUCCUGGAACUCACUGCUGGGGUGUUGGCAUUUGUUUUCAAAGACUGGAUCAAAGACCAGCUGUAUUUCUUUAUUAACAACAACAUCAGAGCCUACAGAGAUGACAUUGAUCUACAGAACCUCAUAGACUUCACCCAGGAAUACUGGCAGUGCUGUGGGGCUUUUGGAGCUGAUGAUUGGAACCUAAAUAUUUACUUCAAUUGCACAGAUUCCAAUGCAAGCCGAGAACGAUGCGGUGUGCCAUUUUCCUGCUGCACUAAAGACCCUGCGGAAGAUGUCAUCAACACUCAGUGUGGCUAUGAUGCCAGGCAGAAACCAGAAGUUGACCAACAGAUUGUAAUCUACACGAAAGGCUGUGUGCCCCAGUUUGAGAAGUGGCUACAGGACAAUUUAACCAUCGUGGCUGGUAUUUUCAUAGGCAUUGCAUUGCUACAGAUUUUUGGGAUAUGCCUGGCACAGAAUUUGGUGAGUGACAUUGAAGCUGUCAGGGCUAGCUGGUAGACCCCUGCGACCACUACUGUCAGACACUGGACUGAUCCCCUCUCACUGACUGACCCUCUGUGCGCCGGCCAGCUGAUGGCGGGCUGUACAGGCCUGGUCACAGGCCUGCAGUCUCACCUGAUGGAGCUGCCAAGAACUUAACUUUCUGUGGGGGUAGAACUGGGAAAUGCUGCUCACAGACGGAACUUGGAAAAAGAAAAACAAAACAAGUGCGCAACUUGCUGAGUCAACGUGCAGUGAAUCUCUACUGUAGCCGUGGAUUGGUGGUCGGAUGGAUGCUACCAGAAGGGGGAAGCGGGGAGGUUGGGCACGCCAUGUACUUGAAUUUAUGGAGAAUACAGUGCUGUACACAUCUUGGCUAAAACUUGGGCCCUUACCCGCCAGGGCCAGGUGUCUUGAAAUCUCUCAAACCCUUUGCAUCUGUCCUCCAGAGAAGAAACCAGCUGCCCCCUGUGUUCAGAUUCUGAGAGAGGUGGAGUGGGUCACGCUACAGCAUAUGCCCUUCAUCCUGAGUUUGUCCUUAAGAGAACUGGGCAUUUGCAGUAAACUAGGGUGGCAGAGACUGAGCUCCACGUUUCCACAGGACUGCUCUUUCCUCUGAAUGGCCAGCCCAAGCCUGAGCUCUGUCCAUGACAUCCAAGGAGAGAAUGAGGUUACUGAGAGACAUUAAUUAAACACUCCCUCACCCCACCGCACCAAACCAGUUGGGUUGUUCUGAUAGUCUGGAACACUCUGGGCUAUGUUUUGUGUUUUAUUUCUUUUUUAUCGGUCGUUAUUUUGGUUCUUUUUUUUUUUUCUUUUUUUUUUUUUGUCUCCCAAAGGCAAAGGCUAUGACACAGUCCUCUUGGUUUCUUAUUCAGCUUGAAUAGUAAGUUUUUGUAGACUUGUCACCUGCAUGUACCGUAACCGCCCCCCCUCCCCCCCAUCCACCAUGUUCUUUUCAGAGAGACAUUUGAGAGUGUUCCUUGGUGUUUACAUCAUAGGUAUCCAGCCUUGGGUGGUGGUGGAGUGUUGUCCUAGCCGCAUCUUUGUAUGCCCCUCAGGCUCUCUGUCUCUCCCGGCAUCCAAUUCAGCUCCUGUCCAUUCCCCAUCCUCCCCAUCGAGUGGUGGAAAGCCCAGCUCCAAAGCAGGGUUGACACAGUCAAAAAGCAUUUCAUGAGGUUUUUCUUUCUUUUCUUUUUCCUCCCUUUUUGCAACUUUAGUUUUGUCGUAUAUUAAAUAAAAAACCAAGCCUAGUAUAGUGCAUGUGCUCGCUGAGGUGGCCUCGGGGUGGUUACAAAGCACAAAUAUUUGAGGGGCUGCGCCGAAGCCCAGCCAGGGUUCUGUGACGCUAGGUGGGAAGCCACCUUCAGGUUCUUCUCCUGCCUCGUGCCCACUGGGAGGGUGGACUUUAGCCCCAGACCCCCCCCCCCCAGCUUGUGAUAACCCCUGGAUGUUGCUUUCACGGGGAGCAGAUUUUAGUUUGUGGGUUUGCUGGGAAGACCCCAGCCUCUGCGAAAACAGCUCCCCAUUGGCCAGCCAGCAGUCUGCACCAUACAGCCCGGUUUUCCAUUUCCGCAGCACGUGUGCGUUGCCGUGGCUGAUGGGCGCAGUCUGCUCAGAGGGAGGUCAGGCACUCCUCAAAAGUCUCAUCUGCACAGUUUGGGUGUACGUGGCUCUGCAUGUUUGUAUUGGUGUCUGUUUUAGGUAGAGAUAGUCAUUCCAUACAUGGAUGUGAGGUCACGUGACUUCACCCCUGUCCAUACCACAGCCGUCGCUUGUGAUGUCCUUCAACGUGGACACUUGUGCUCUCAGAUUGGCACUUCUGUCUUCUUUAUUACCUCAUUCUCCAGUGAACUGCAUCGGCCAAUUGAUUCAGAAUCAGGCAAGAUCCCCACCCCGUGGCACAUCCAGUGAAAGCCAAAACACAAGCCCAAGCGAGUUUUAAAUUUUAAUCACCCUUUAUUUUUUACACUCGAGAGUGAUUGUAAUAAAAGCUGCCAUUAAUAAACUCGGUUCUACCUUA
Mus caroli (Ryukyu mouse) is the source of this 3182-nucleotide messenger RNA. RefSeq names its product tetraspanin 5 (gene Tspan5). The record is from RefSeq and is a predicted model, not a curated record. NCBI's taxonomy places the organism in Eukaryota, Metazoa, Chordata, Mammalia, Rodentia, Muridae. Gene Ontology annotation, cellular component: plasma membrane.